GAAAACAUUGACAUUUCCGAGUAUAUGUACGAACCAAAGCACAUGUCACGUUCAAAACACUUGCCUAGAAUAGCUGUUGCUAUGAGAAUAUACCUGACCUUAUCGUGCAAUCAGUGAAUCUCCGAGAAACAUCAAUCUGCUGUGCACGCUAUAAAUACGGACCACCCGGAUGUUUCCGUCGACGAUCAUCUGCUUACUACUGUUCAUCAUCGGCGCUGUUGUAGCCGAAUGUCCUGAUGGCUAUGAGGUAGUCGGGCGCAAGUGCAUCCACCGUUCCACUGGUGGAUAUCUGACGCACGACAACGCGGUCACUUACUGCUACCAGCACUUCGGCAGGCUGCCUGUGCUUAAAGACUGUGCCUCCUUCAUUGAUGUCGCCACCUAUGUUAACGAUGGAUACUCAUCUGACUACGCCAACGGCUAUUGGUUAGGGGCGACCAACUUGUCGGCUAACAACGUCUGGCAGUGGAGUGACGGAGCGGCCCUGCAAAUGGGCGCUCCGUACUGGGCCACCGUGAGUCAAUGUCAAUCCAUGUGUUAUCUGUACAUGGCACUACAGAGUUGCUAUGAGGUAGUUUGGAUAUAUGACGAGAUAUAUGACUAGAGGCAAUUUGUUUGAACUAUAUAAUAUCAAAAACUCUAUUAUAAUGUUAAAGUGACCUGGAAUGAACUGAAAACAGAAGGUGAAGCUCUGAGCAUCUCUUACAAAAAAGUCAAUCUUAAUUCUCCUACUAGAAAUACAAUUGAAAUACCUAGUUUUUCGAUCA
Molecule: messenger RNA, 767 nt
Organism: Hyalella azteca
Lineage: Eukaryota; Metazoa; Arthropoda; Malacostraca; Amphipoda; Hyalellidae
Exons: 4
Coding region: 170-604 (144 amino acids)
Source: RefSeq, a predicted model, not a curated record